This is a messenger RNA of Chelonoidis abingdonii (Abingdon island giant tortoise), 1346 nucleotides long. It is a transcript of the gene NDUFA8, whose product is annotated as NADH:ubiquinone oxidoreductase subunit A8. The record is from RefSeq and is a predicted model, not a curated record. Gene Ontology annotation, biological process: mitochondrial electron transport, NADH to ubiquinone. Gene Ontology annotation, cellular component: respiratory chain complex I. Lineage: Eukaryota; Metazoa; Chordata; Testudines; Testudinidae.
CUGGGCCUGGCUCUGUGCCGGGCGGGCGGACGGGCGCCGAAGGGGAGCUCAAGGAGACGGGGGCGCGGGCUAGCGCCAUGCCGGGCUCGCUGGAGGUGCCCUCGCUGGAGGAGCUCGGUGUGCAGGAGGUGAGCGUCAGCUCCUCGGUGCUGAAAGCUGCAGCCCAUCACUAUGGCUCGCAGUGUGACAAGCCCAACAAGGAGUUCAUGCUGUGCCGCUGGGAGGAGAAGGACCCCCGGAAAUGCUUAAAGGAAGGGAAGCAAGUCAAUCAAUGUGCACUAGAGUUUUUCAGGAAGAUUAAGGCACACUGUGCAGAACCUUUUACUGAAUACUGGACUUGUAUUGAUUAUACCAACCUUCAAGAGCUUCGUCGUUGCCGAAAACAGCAGCUGGCAUUUGAUAAUUGUGUGCUGGAGAACUUGGGCUGGGUGAGACCUGAUCUGGGAGAGCUGUCUAAGGUCACAAAAGUGCAGACAGACCGACCUAUCCCUGAGAAUGUCUAUCAUUCCAGACCAAGACCAGAGCCAAAUCCGCCCAUUGAAGGAGAUUUGAAGCCUGCUAAAUAUGGCAGCAGGCUUUUUUUCUGGAACUGGUAAAAUGGGACCGACAACUCUGUAAAGAUCCAAGGGAAGAAGAAGGGAAAUGAAGUGACUAAAUCAACAGGAAUUCAGCAGAGCUUUCCUGGCCCAUCAUUCAAAAAGACCAUGAGGACAGAGGAGUGGCUAGGCUAGCCAGACUUCGUAUACCUUGGGGUGUGAGCAGUGCCUCCUUAACUAUUCUGCUUUGAAAAGGUGGUAGAAAAAGUAUUAGGACAAAAUUGAGCAUCAUCUUUUGGCCAACUAUAUUGUUGACCAGUUUGGAGCUGAAUUUCAAGAUGGCCCUAUUUUAAAACCGGCAGUUAGCAAGUUCGAUCAACUUCAGGUCCAUGGUUCAUCUCUUAAAUGAAAAGACUAAAACUUGUCCAUCUCCAUCCUCCAGUACUCUAGGUAUUCAGAAACCGUGUGCAAGAAUUGUUCGGGUUAAAAACAAUGAGGUCAGGUUAGCGUAUAGUCAAAGGAAAUAUAAUUACAAGAUGUGUUCCUUUUCAAUUUAAUAGUUUAGUGCAAAUGAUCCGUGCAUGCCAUUUUUGUGUGGCUUGCUUAAUGAAUUCAGCUCUUUUACGGUGCAAAGGUUUUGAGCUGAAAGGAAAAAUAUAAUAAAUGGAAGUUGAUUUGGUAUUAUGAGCUGGAACUACAGCAUAACUUCUGCUACAUUUGAUUUGAAUAACUUUUGAAUGUUUAAAAUGUAUUCAGAUUCAGUAAAAAUUCUUAAUUUACACAUUAUUUUGGGAUGGAAGAGUGACUUAC